UGUGAGCAUUUUAGUUUAAUUAAAAGUUGCCUGUUACUACAUGCUGAACCAUGGAUGUGAAUAGAUUAAUUAGUAUUUGAGGAAGUGGUAAACUGACAAGGCUAGCAGUCGUUGAUGCUAUGAUAUCAUUUCAAUGAGCUACUUUAAAGCAGAGGAGAAAAGAGUUGUUUUCCUUCUUGUGAGAAACAAUUGUGCUGAAUUUGAAGGCUAAGUACUGAAACAAUUUAAAUGUCUUUACAAGCUGCAGUGGAUAUAGCUUCUAUUUUUGGCAAGAGCUCCAUUUUGAAUACUCCCUGUAUUUAUUUGUCAUGAUACAUACUGCAGAUACGUGGACUGAAUCUGAAUCUGAAAUAUCCUAAAUGUUACAGUGUGUCACGAAGAUGGGAUAACUGGAUAAUGUCCAAUAUAUAAGACUCAUUUUCAGUUGUUUUUGGAAUCUUCAGACUAUGCCCUUUGAACUCGAAUGGCUGUACUUACAGAGACUUUUGUUUAGCAACCUUGAUUGAAAAAUAACUUUUAUUGCACAGGUGAAGCUGUCAUUCCUACUUUAAUAUGCCGAACUUAGUAAAGAAAGAAAGUAUAGUCUGCAAAUAUUUAGCUUUUGGGGACAAGGGUUUGUGACCUGUGGAUGCCAGAAUCAAGGUUACUAAAUACAUUUUAUGGGUAUUUAGAAUAAAAAGAGACUGAAAAGAUGUGGAAUUUAGGUUGUUGUAACUUCUGCUAGUGACAGCAAUGAACUCUGCCUGAAGUAAACAGACCUAAAGUUCAGUUAUGUAUAAACGCCGCGGAGUAGAGGACGUCUAUGAGAAAGAUCAUGGGAAGUGGGCUUUGCUUCGUAAUGUUAACCAAGUGUUUCAGCACCACCAUACACUUUUACCGGGGGAUUAUGUCUGGCUGGAUCUCAAAACAGGAAGAGAAUUUGAUGUUCCUGUAGGAGCAAUUGUAAAACUUUGUGACUCUGGACAGAUUCAGGUGGUAGAUGAUGAAGGCAAUGAACAUUGGAUAUCACCUCAGAAUGCCACCAACAUUAAACCUAUGCACCCUACCUCAAUUCAUGGAGUUGAAGACAUGAUCCGCUUGGGAGAUUUAAAUGAGGCUGGAAUUUUGCGCAACCUUCUUAUUCGUUACCAUGAGAACCUGAUAUAUACCAACUGUGGAGGCAGGACUUAUACAGGAUCUAUAUUGGUAGCUGUGAACCCGUACCAACUGCUGUCAAUCUACACUCCAGAGCAGAUUCGUUUAUAUACCAACAAGAAGAUCGGAGAGAUGCCACCACAUAUCUUUGCUAUUGCAGACAACUGUUACUUCAACAUGCAGCGCAAUAAUAAGGACCAGUGCUGUAUCAUUAGUGGUGAAUCAGGUGCUGGGAAGACUGAGAGCACAAAACUAAUUCUGCAGUUCCUGGCAGCCAUCAGCGGGCAGCAUUCAUGGAUUGAACAGCAGGUUCUUGAAGCAAACCCCAUACUGGAAGCUUUUGGAAAUGCCAAGACAAUUCGCAAUGAUAAUUCCAGCAGGUUUGGAAAAUAUAUUGACAUCCAUUUCAACAAAAGGGGUGCCAUCGAAGGUGCAAAAAUUGAGCAGUAUCUGCUUGAGAAAUCUCGAGUCUGCCGACAGGCAUCAGAUGAACGUAACUAUCACAUCUUUUACUGCAUGCUGAACGGAAUGCCUCCAGAACAGAAGAAUAACCUGAGCCUUGGAAAGGCUUCCGAUUAUAAUUAUCUCACCACGGGUAACUGCACGAUAUGUGAUGGUCGAGAUGAUACCAAAGAAUAUGCUAACAUUCGCUCAGCUAUGAAGGUCCUCAUGUUCACAGACACAGAAAAUGCAGAGAUUUCCAAGCUCCUUGCUGCAAUUCUGCACAUGGGAAACUUGCAUUAUGAAGCACGGAUGUAUGAUAACCUUGAUGCCUGCGAGGUGGUCUUCUCUCCAGCACUUACAACAGCAGCAUCACUCCUAGAGGUUGAUGCUAAGGACUUGAUGAAUUGCCUUACCAGUCGUACCAUUAUAACAAGGGGGGAGACUGUUUCUACCCCUCUUAGCAUGGAACAGGCUCUGGAUGUCAGAGAUGCUUUUGUUAAGGGAAUCUAUGGAAGGCUAUUUGUUUGGAUUGUGGAUAAAAUUAAUGCUGCGAUUUACAAACCUCCUUCUCAUGAACUUAAAUUUGUGAGGCGCUCCAUUGGUCUACUGGACAUUUUUGGAUUUGAGAACUUCAGUGUCAACAGUUUUGAGCAGCUGUGUAUCAACUUUGCCAAUGAGAACCUGCAACAGUUUUUCGUUCGCCAUGUCUUCAAGUUGGAGCAAGAAGAAUACAACAUUGAGAACAUUAACUGGCAGCAUAUCGAGUUCACAGACAACCAAGAUGCACUAGACAUGAUCGCUUUAAAACCCAUGAAUAUCAUUUCUUUGAUUGAUGAGGAAAGCAAAUUCCCAAAGGGCACAGACACUACAAUGCUGAAUAAACUGAAUUCCCAGCACAGACUGAAUACUAACUACAUUCCUCCAAAGAAUACUCACGAGACACAGUUUGGAAUCAGCCAUUUUGCUGGUGUGGUUUAUUAUGAAAGUAAAGGGUUUUUGGAGAAAAACAGAGACACCCUGCAUGGUGACAUAAUUCAGCUGGUUCACUCAUCCAAGAACAAGUUCAUCAAGCAAAUCUUUCAAGCAGAUGUUGCUAUGGGAGCAGAAACCAGGAAGCGCUCUCCAACUCUUAGCAGCCAGUUUAAGCGAUCUUUGGAGCUGCUGAUGAGAACCCUCAGUGUCUGCCAGCCCUUCUUCGUUCGUUGCAUCAAACCCAAUGAGUUUAAGAAACCAAUGUUGUUUGACAGAGAGUUAUGCGUUCGACAGUUGAGAUAUUCUGGGAUGAUGGAAACAAUUCGCAUCCGAAGGGCUGGCUAUCCGAUUCGAUACACGUUUGUAGAGUUUGUGGAUCGAUACCGGGUACUGAUGCCUGGAGUUAAGCCGGCAUAUAAACAGGGAGACCUACGUGGAACAUGCGAGAGAAUAGCAGAAGCAGUUUUGGGAAAAGAUGAUGACUGGCAAAUUGGGAAGACCAAGAUAUUCCUAAAGGAUCACCAUGACAUGUUGCUGGAGAUAGAGAGAGAUAAGGCAAUAACAGAUAAAGUCAUUCUCAUCCAAAAGGUUGUUCGAGGCUUUAAGGACAGAUCCAAUUUUGUCAAAAUCAGAAGGUCAGUCAUGAUGAUUCAGAAAUACUGGCGGGGAUAUAUGUGCCGAAAAAAUUUCAGUGCUAUGAAAAUUGGAUUUUUACGCCUUCAAGCACUGUAUCGAUCGCGUAAGUUGCAUAAACAGUACCACGUUGCCCGAAAACGAAUCAUGCGGUUCCAAGCUUAUUGUCGUGGCUUCCUAGUGCGGAAGGCUUUCAGGCAUCGACUCUGGGCAGUCAUCACAAUUCAGUCCUACACCAGGGGUAUGAUUGCACGUAGACUAUACAAACGACUAAAGGGAGAGUACCGUCGCCGACGGGAAGCUGAAAGGCUACGGCUUGUUGAAGAAGAGAAGUUCAAAAAAGAAAUGAGUGCAAAGAAAGCAAAGGAAGAAGCUGAGAAACAACAUCAGAUACGAUUAGCUCAACUGGCAAAGGAAGACGCUGAGAGAGAAGUGAGGGAGAAGGAAGAAGCUCGUCGAAAGAAGGAUCUCUUAGACCAAAUGGAGAAAACCAGACAUGAACCAGUAAAUGACUCGGAGAUGGUGGAUAAAAUGUUUGGAUUUCUUGGAACCACAUCAUCAUUUCCUGGCCAGGAGGGACAAGCUCCUGCAGGAUUUGAGGAUCUAGAAAGUUCACAGAAAGAAAUGGAAGAGGAAGAUCUGGACCAUGCCUUGCCUCUUCCCGAGGAAGAAGAGGAGGAUCUGUCAGAAUACAAAUUUGCUAAGUUCUCAGCAACCUACUUCCAAGGCACAACAACGCAUACUUACGUCAGACGCCCAUUGAAACAACCACUACUGUUCCACGAAGAUGAAGGCGAUCAGCUGGCUGCACUGGCCGUUUGGAUUACAAUUCUCCGUUUCAUGGGUGACCUGCCAGAGCCAAAGUACCACACAGCAAUGAGUGAUGGCAGUGAAAAAAUUCCUGUUAUGACAAAGAUUUACGAAACUCUAGGGAAGAAGACUUACAAAAGAGAGUUGCAAGCCCUACAGGGAGAAGGGGAGAGUGCGCAAAUUGAAGGACACAAGAAAAACAGUGUACGACACAAGCUUGUCUCUUUGACACUAAAGAAGAAAUCAAAACUAACUGAGGAGGUAGCAAAGAGGUUGAAUGAUGGAGAGUCAACAUUGCAGGGAAACAGUAUGUUAGAGGACCGACCCACAUCAAACCUGGAAAAACUGCACUUUAUCAUUGGCAAUGGCAUUCUUAGGCCUGCAUUAAGAGAUGAGAUAUAUUGCCAGAUUUGUAAGCAGCUGACACAGAAUCCUUCAAAGAGCAGCUACGCCCGGGGAUGGAUCCUCAUUUCACUCUGUGUUGGAUGCUUCGCACCUUCAGAAAAAUUUGUCAAGUAUUUGCGGAAUUUCAUCAGUGGUGGCCCUCCCGGUUAUGCUCCAUAUUGUGAAGAGAGACUGAGGAGAACAUUUGCAAAUGGAACCAGAACUCAACCUCCAAGCUGGCUAGAAUUACAGGCAACAAAGUCAAAGAAACCGAUUAUGCUGCCUGUCACGUUUAUGGAUGGAACAACAAAAACUCUUCUUGCCGACUCAGCGACAACUGCCAUGGAGCUGUGUAGUGCCUUAUCCGACAAGAUAAACCUUGUCGACAGAUUUGGGUUUUCACUCUACAUUGCCUUAUUUGACAAGGUCUCUUCUUUAGGGAGUGGUAAUGACCAUGUAAUGGAUGCAGUCUCUCAGUGUGAACAAUACGCCAAAGAACAAGGAGCACAGGAACGAAAUGCACCGUGGCGGCUUUUUUUCCGAAAAGAGAUAUUUACUCCGUGGCAUAAUCCGAGUGAAGACAAUGUGGCUACAAACCUCGUCUACCAACAAAUAGUGCGAGGUGUGAAGUUUGGCGAGUACAGGUGUGAUAAGGAGGAAGACCUGGCAGAGCUGGCUUCAGAGCAGUACUAUGUCGAUUACGGAUCUGAGAUGAUACUGGAGAGGCUUCUGAAUUUAAUACCAUCCUACAUUCCAGACAGGGAGAUCACAGCCUCCAAAACAGUGGAUAAAUGGGCCCAGCUGAUCAUAGCAGCCCAUAAAAAGGGAGUUUAUACUCAGAGAAGGAUGGAUUCUCAGAAGGUGAAGGAAGACGUUGUAGAUUUUGCACGUUUUAAAUGGCCUUUGCUGUUCUCAAGAUUUUAUGAAGCUUUUAAAUUUUCAGGUCCAAGCCUACCGAAGAAUGAUGUAAUUGUAGCUGUCAACUGGACUGGGGUAUACUUUGUUGAUGAACAGGAACAAGUGCUUCUAGAACUAUCGUUUCCUGAAAUCAGUGCUGUCACAAGCAGCAGGGGAGGCAAGCUUCAAGGACAGAGCUUUACUAUGGCAACCAUUAAAGGUGAUGAAUAUACUUUUACCUCCAACAAUGCUGAGGAUAUUCGGGACCUUGUUGUUACUUUUCUAGAAGGUCUGAGAAAGAGAUCAAAAUUUGUUGUUGCACUGCAGGACAACCCAAACCCUGCUGGAGAAGAAUCAGGCUUUCUUAGCUUCCUUAAAGGAGACCUGAUUUUGCUAGACCAAGAUACAGGGGAACAAGUGAUGAAUUCUGGCUGGGCACAUGGAGUGAAUGAAAGAACCAAACAAAAAGGAGACUUCCCAACUGAUUGCGUUUAUGUGCUACCAACAGUCGCUGCACCGCCUGCAGAAAUUGUGACCUUGGUUGUCAUGACACCUGACCAAAGGCAAGAUGCAGUCAGAGCAUUUCAGUUCACCAUUCCAGAGAGUGAUGAGAAGAUGAAACCUUAUACCCUUGAAGAGUUCUCGUAUGAUUACUUCAGGCCUCCUCCAAAGCAUACAUUAAGUCGGGUGAUGAUCACCAAGAAUCGUGGUAAAGACAAACUCUGGAGUUACACACGAGAACCUAUCAAACAGCCUCUCCUCAAAAAAAUCCUGAGCAGUGAAGAACUGUCCCAAGAAGCUUGCAUGGCGUUCAUCUCUAUCCUUAAAUACAUGGGUGACUAUCCAUCUAAACGGAUGCGCUCUGUCAAUGAACUUACAGACCAAAUAUUUGAAGGUGCCUUAAAAGCAGAGCCAAUGAAGGAUGAAAUUAUGUGUCAGAUCCUCAAGCAACUGACUGAUAACCACGUGAAGUACAGUGAAGAGAAAGGCUGGGAGUUAUUGUGGUUAUGCACAGGCCUUUUCCCUCCUAGCAAUGUCCUGCUGCCCCAUGUUCAAAGAUUUUUACAGUCAUGCAAGCAUCAUGUACUGGCAAAUGACUGUAUACAACGGCUACAGAAGGCAUUGAGAAACGGAUCCAGAAAGUACCCUCCUCAUCUUGUCGAAGUAGAAGCGAUUCAGCACAAAACAACACAAAUAUUCCAUAAAGUGUACUUCCCAGAUGACACAGAUGAGGCAUUUGAAGUUGAGUCUAGCACAAAAGCCAAGGACUUGUGCCAGAAUAUAUCUACCAGGUUGCUAUUAAAAUCUCCUGAUGGAUUCAGUCUGUUUGUAAAGAUUUCAGACAAGGUUAUCAGUGUUCCAGAAGGAGAUUUCUUCUUUGAUUUCGUAAGACAUCUUACCGAUUGGAUCAAGAAAGCAAAGCCAAUAAAAGACGGUAUAGUGCCUUCUCUGACCUAUCAAGUGUUUUUUAUGAAGAAAUUGUGGACAACUACAAUUCCAGGAAAGGAUCCUAUGGCUGAUUCAAUUUUUCAUUAUUAUCAGGAGCUGCCCAAGUAUCUGCGUGGAUACCACAAGUGUUCGCGGGAUGAAGUGUUACAGCUUGGCUCUCUGAUCUAUAGGGUGAAGUACGAAGAUGACAAGUCCCAUUUCCCCAACAUUCCCAAGAUGCUAAAAGAGCUGGUACCUCAGGACUUAAUUCGACAAAUGUCACCUGAUGACUGGAAGCGGUCCAUUGUGGCUUAUUUCAACAAGCAUGCAGGAAAGACGAGAGAAGAAGCCAAAUUAGCCUUUCUAAAGAUUCUCUUCAAAUGGCCCACGUUUGGAUCUGCUUUCUUUGAGGUUAAGCAAACUACAGAGCCAAACUUCCCAGAGAUUCUCCUGAUAUCCAUAAAUAAACACGGAGUCAGUCUUAUUGAUCCAAAAACCAAGGAUAUUCUUACCACUCACCCUUUCACCAAAAUUUCUAACUGGAGCAGCGGGAACACAUAUUUUCACAUCACAAUUGGUAAUCUAGUGAGAGGCAGCAAACUGCUUUGUGAAACUUCACUGGGCUAUAAAAUGGAUGAUCUCUUAACGUCUUAUAUUAGCCAGAUGUUGACAUCAAUGAGCAAGCAACGCAGCACAAAAAGCAAUAAGUGAACUGAGGAAAAUCGCUGGCAGUUAGCCUUGCAGCUCAUUCACCAGCUGAAACUAGUUGGCUAUCCCUGCAGCUGGGACAAGUCAUUUUCUGCACAAGCCUGGAGAACAAACAGAAGUCCAUCUCAAAGUUCAUCUGACUCGGACAUUUCGGAGUCUGGCCUUACUUCUCCAUCUAGUGAAGAUGAUUAUUUGUGAAGGCAGGCAGCUAUGUUAUCACAGCAAGAUGGUUGAACUGACUACGACACAGCCGUUGUCUGCCCCACUUGUGUAUCUCUAUCAUCUACUGACUUUGGCUGCAUUCUAGAGUUGCCAUGUUUGGUGCGCCAGAACACAGCUUAUAUACAAAUUAAUAUAAAUUAUGCAUAGAUACAUAAAUAUGUAUAUGCCUGUGUGAGAAUGAAAAAAUACCUAUUUAUAUACCUAUCUGUAUGAAUGUAUAUGUGUGUAUGCGUGGCCUGUGUGUCUUCUACUAAAGUUACAGGAUCACAGAACAGGAUGUGACUCUCACAAUGCGAUUUUCUGUCUUUAACUUUCACAAAUAUCGUUUAUAUAAACCGUAUGACUAGACACUCCCUUAUUUGCUUUAUGUCUCUUUUAUUUCCUUUUCUUCAAUCCUAUCUAACUGAUGAAACUCUAAAAACAUCCUCAACAAACUUGCAUACUGUUCUGUAAGAAGUCUGAUUAUGCAGGACAAAACUGCUGUGUUGUAUUUCAGACUAUGUUGCAUAGCCUUUAUCAUGGUGAAUAUUUACAUCUGGGUCUGUUUUCAUAUAUUUUUUAAAAUGUAUUUAAUGAUAUUUUUUUUCAUUAUUGCAAAUAUUUUAAUGUGAUUACACAAAGUUGAAACAAGAAAGUUGAAAGCUCUCAGCUUGUACAGUUCCAAGUGACUAAAAGUUAAGUCUGAAUAUAUGAACUUUUUAUUUAGGCAUGAUGUGAGUUAUCUGUGCUACAUAUAAAAUGCACCACUGCAUAAAAAAUGUAUGCAUGUGGGAGGCAAUAGUACAGUGCUGCACCCUAACACAUAUACCACAUAAAACUGCAAAAAUGGCUCACAUGCAUACUCAUCUGACUGAUACCUAUAUACUAAAAUAGCCCAAAAAAGCACAAAUACUGGAAGCAGAGUGUCAAUAUAUAACUAAAUCUGUGGUAAAAAAAGAAAUUCAUAAUUUCUACAGGGGAAGACUCCAUACUGUCAGUCUUUUAAUGAAGACAGCUGCAACUCUGGACUUUAUAUAUAAUCAACUCUGAAGUUAUUUUAGCUGAAGACAGGGCAAUAUUCUGAUCCCUGAAACUAUUCCUGAUGAUUGUGUGAUUUAACCAGGUGUACGUGUUGUACAUUUUGAUAUUGUACAAUUGUCUGAAACCAUAAAAUGUUCUUUUUUAAGUGAA
Protopterus annectens (West African lungfish) is the source of this 8802-nucleotide messenger RNA. RefSeq names its product myosin VIIA (gene MYO7A). The transcript is spliced from 49 exons. NCBI's taxonomy places the organism in Eukaryota, Metazoa, Chordata, Ceratodontiformes, Protopteridae. Gene Ontology annotation, cellular component: cytoskeleton; myosin complex. Bases 772 to 7413 code for a protein of 2213 amino acids. The record is from RefSeq and is a predicted model, not a curated record. Gene Ontology annotation, molecular function: ATP binding; protein binding; cytoskeletal motor activity.